AUGAAACCACCAAGUCUCCCGCGACUCCCAGUCUCAGCGAGACCUGAGGCCAUUAUUGAUGUGUACAAAGAAUAUGGAUGUGUAAUUAUUGGGGGGCUUCUCAGUCCAUCCGAUGUUGCCUCUAUGAAUGAGGAUAUUGAUCCUGGGCUGGCAAAACUUGCUCCCGGUAAGGGUGGAUUGCCGCUAGAAGAGUUUCUGGGCACGAACACAAAACGAUUGCCAUUGGUGCCAAACAGCCGUACUUUCCGCGAGGUGAUGUUGGAGAACAAUCUGAUGCACGCCCUGAGUGAAGCAAUUUUAUGUGACAAUCCUGGCGAUGGGUAUCAUAUCAACUGUGCGCAAGUGAUUGAGAUCGGUCCCGGUAACGCGGCACAACCACUGCACCGAGAUCAGAGUGUAUGGCCAUUUUGGGACCUGAUUCCAUCUCCAGGACCAGAAGCUUGCAUUAACUUCUUUUGUGCCUUGACCCCGUUUACGGAGGCCAACGGCGCCACGAGAGUGGCCCCGAAAACGCACCUUGACGUUGACCUAAACAAUUUAAAUCCUCCCCAACUUCUGCCAGUUGAGAUCAACCCCGGCGAUGGAUUUCUCUUUUCCGGCAGACUCGUUCAUGGUGGUGGAGAGAACAAGACGAAUGAGUAUCGCCGUGGUGUGACAAUCCACCUCGCCCGCAAAGGUCUGAUGACGGAGGAAGCACAUCCACUAUCGAUCCCUCGCGAGAUUGCAGAGACCAUGUCUUACAGGAGCCAGGCUAUGUUUGGCUUUCGGAGCAACUGGCCGAUCAAGGAUGGACCCGUUGGGACCUACUGGGCCAGUAACUUCGAGGAGAUUGGCGGCCAUUUGGGUCUGAAGUCUACCUAG
Messenger RNA from Penicillium concentricum, 861 nucleotides. Its product is annotated as phytanoyl-CoA dioxygenase family protein. The coding region runs from base 1 to 861 and encodes 286 amino acids. The transcript has a single exon. Lineage: Eukaryota; Fungi; Ascomycota; Eurotiomycetes; Eurotiales; Aspergillaceae. The record is from RefSeq and is a predicted model, not a curated record.